Messenger RNA from Penicilliopsis zonata CBS 506.65, 534 nucleotides. RefSeq lists its product as hypothetical. The coding region runs from base 1 to 534 and encodes 177 amino acids. NCBI's taxonomy places the organism in Eukaryota, Fungi, Ascomycota, Eurotiomycetes, Eurotiales, Aspergillaceae. The transcript has 2 exons. The record is from RefSeq and is a predicted model, not a curated record.
AUGUAUGAAUCGUAUAAACCCCACCCCCUCCUCGCCCAGGUGCCCCUUACCGUGUCUCCCUUCGUCAACCUGCCGACUUCGGUCACCCUACCCUACACGUACAAAACCGUGCCGACCAGUCUCCCUCCAUCGGUGACUAUCGAUGCUAGCCAGCCAGAUGGUAAGGCCCGAUAUGUGGUGUCCGCUAGUGGAGAACACGCCGCUCACCCGGAGGAGAUCCUCGGGGCGUGCCGGUCUCUCGAACAGCAUCUGAAGAAGACACAGGCGGACGCACAGGAGGCAAUUCAGCGAUGGGAGACAUCCAUCCGGGAACGAGAUCUCGCUGAGAAACGGCGCGUUGCCCCCGGAUGGCUCGAUCGAGAUGAGAAGCUGUUACAGCCCAGCAGAGCGGCUGCGAGUAUGGGGUCAUCGCAUGAGCGCAGUCUGCUGGACAGCCAACCGGCCGGACCAGAUAUGUCUCAACUCCCAUCUGUCUCCCCUCGGGAUGAGGGUGCAGAGCUGGAUCGGGCGUUUGGGGGGUUGGACAUGCAAUGA